GGAACAGUGCUCAGCAUGGCUCCUGGCCGACACAAAGCAGGAGCAGUUAUUAUAUUGAUAAUAUUCCAUCCAGUACCCCCUGUGUGCCCUGAGGGGACUCAGAGGAAGUGGGAGACACAGCCCUGGCCACCAAAGGCUUAUAUCUGGUGGAGAAGGUCUGCCAGCAAUGGACAAGCUGGGCCAAUAAAGGAAAUAUACAGGAACCCCUCUGACCAAGAGACUGUCCUGCUGACAUCAGAAGAACUGCCCAGGGGGAGCACCAUGGAAGGCGACUGUCUGAGCUGCAUGAAGUAUCUGAUGUUUGUGUUCAAUUUCUUCAUAUUUCUGGGUGGGGCCUGCCUGCUGGGCGUCGGCAUCUGGGUCAUGGUGGACCCCACCGGCUUCCGGGAGAUCGUGGCCGCCAACCCCCUGCUCAUCACGGGCGCCUACAUCCUCUUGGCCAUGGGGGGCCUGCUUUUUCUGCUCGGCUUCCUGGGCUGCUGCGGGGCAGUCCGGGAGAACAAGUGUCUGCUGCUGUUGCUGAAGCAGGAGAUGGGCAGCAUUGUGACCAAGCUCAUUCAGAACUACACGGAUGGUCACGAGGACAGCCUUCAGGAGGCCUGGGACUACGUGCAGGCUCAGGUGAAGUGCUGCGGCUGGGUCAGCUUCUACAACUGGACAGAAAACGCCGAGCUCAUGAGUCGUAUCAACAUCACCUACCCCUGUUCCUGCGAGAACAAGAGCCAGGAGGGUGACAACAGCAUUCUGCUGCAGACGGGCUUCUGCGAGGCCCCCGCUGGCAAUGGGACCCAGAGCAGCAACAACCCUGAUGGCUGGCCUGUGUACAAGGAGGGCUGCAUGGAGAAGGUGCAGGCCUGGCUGCAGGAGAACCUGGGCAUCAUCCUUGGCGUGUGUGUGGGCGUCGCUGUCAUCGAGCUCCUGGGGAUGCUCCUCUCCAUGUUCUUGUGCCGGCACGUCCAUUCCGAAGACUACAGCAAGGUCCCCAAGUACUGAAGUGGCCACUGUCCCCACCUCCCUGCCUGUCCCCCAACCUCAGGGCUCCUAGGGGUCUCCCUGGCUCCCCCUCCAGGCCUGCCUCCCACCUCACUGCCAAGACCCCUUGUCCAUCCUGUGCUGGCUGGAAGUGGGGGGCGUCCUGGGGCCUGGACCCCUCUCCUUUGCUUUUCUGCCGCCAGCCUUAAGCCCCAGCUCUUCUGUGGCUCCUCCACUCACUGUCUGCCAGGGUUGUCUUAGCAACUCCGAGAAAACGCUCCCUGCACAGGUGGGCUGGGUUUCUACCUGCCUUGGAGGCUGUGUAUAUUGUACGGGAGAAAGUGUAUUAAAAACUUGGGGGUGGGAUGGAUAAGGCACCCUGGGCUGUCAGGUGCCUGCCCACUGAGUGGGUCAACUUUGUUUCCACUACGAUGCUUCUGUCCUCGGUUUUCACAUUUUCGUUGAGGUGGCGGGAGAGGGGGCUUUACCUGACAUAAGGAGCAGCACCCCUUCCCCAGCCUGAGCCAGCCCCACCCAGGAAGCUCACAUCAGUCUGGGCCGUGCUGUGGGAGCAGCCUAGGUGAGCUGGGCUGGAGCGGGGCUGCCUGGGCCACAGGGUCUGGACUGGCCCUGGGCCGCUUAGGGAAUCAGAGGGGUGAACCCUCCGGGUGUGGCACAGAGCUGGCCCUGCAUUCUCCAGGACCCUGAGCUGUCCAGGGAAGCUAGAGGAUGCUUUUUCCUGUCCUCUGUCCCCCGAGGAAUGGGUGGGUAAGGCUGUGCCUUGUAGGGGAGUGGGGAGGGGCCCUGUGUACAGUUCUGUAAAACAUAGAUGACUGAUUAUUAAAGAGGAUUUGUAACAAUC
Molecule: messenger RNA, 1834 nt
Organism: Physeter macrocephalus (sperm whale)
Lineage: Eukaryota; Metazoa; Chordata; Mammalia; Artiodactyla; Physeteridae
Gene: CD82
Product: CD82 molecule
Exons: 8
Coding region: 16-993 (325 amino acids)
Cellular component (GO): plasma membrane
Source: RefSeq, a predicted model, not a curated record